Messenger RNA from Vespula vulgaris, 1947 nucleotides. RefSeq names its product autophagy protein 5 (gene Atg5). Gene Ontology annotation, cellular component: Atg12-Atg5-Atg16 complex; phagophore assembly site membrane; cytoplasm. Bases 344 to 1144 code for a protein of 266 amino acids. The record is from RefSeq and is a predicted model, not a curated record. The transcript has 4 exons. Gene Ontology annotation, biological process: autophagy of mitochondrion; nucleophagy; autophagosome assembly. NCBI's taxonomy places the organism in Eukaryota, Metazoa, Arthropoda, Insecta, Hymenoptera, Vespidae.
UUAAAUUAUUAGAUUAUUACCAUCGGAGACGUACUUUACGAAUUAAUUAAGUAUUUUAUCGUUAGAUAGCGUUGUCGUUCACAAAUCUUUAGUUCUGCUUCCUGUGUUAUUACUGGCGCUACAAUUUCAUUCCGUUAAGUUCCUGAUAACAUUCUUCGUAACAAAAAUGGUAAGCAACAUGGACGAAAAGUAUUUAAUAGUUGUUAAAUCUAUGAUACGACUCGUUAGCGUUAAAAGAUAAUGCGAUAUCGUAGUAGACGAAAAAUAUACGUUUAGUAUACUAUCGAGGUGUCGUUACGUCGUUAUAUUGAUAAGAAACAAACAAAACCAUUUUUUCUACACAAUGGCGAAUGAUCGAGAAGUUUUAAGGGAAAUUUGGGAUGGUAAAAUUCCCGUUUGUUUUACGCUCGAUACCGAGGAAACGUGCGAAUUACAAGGUCCUGAUCCGUUUUAUCUUAUGGUACCUAAAUUAAGUUAUUUUCCAGUGUGCACAGAAAAGGUGAGAAAACAUUUUAUAAAACAUAUAGAAAGCGAUAGCAAACAGGAUCACGAAAUGUGGUUAGAAUUUAAUGGAAUUCCAUUAAAGUGGCACUAUCCUAUUGGUGUAUUAUUAGAUAUAUAUUCUAAUGAUAUUCAAUUACCAUGGAAUAUCGUUGUUCACUUUGAUAAAUUCCCAGAAAACGUUUUAAUGCAUUGUCAGAACAAAGAAGUAGUAGAAUCACAUUUUCUUGCUUGCGUUAAAGAGGCAGACGUUUUAAAACAUAGAGGACAGAUUGUAUCGGCUAUGCAAAAAAAGGAACAUAGCAGUUUAUGGAAUGGAUUAAUUACGGACAAAUUCGAUCAAUUUUGGUCUAUUAAUCGAAGAUUAAUGGAAGCAGCUAAUAGCGAAGAAGGAUUCAAGUAUAUUCCUUUCCGAUGUUACACAAGCGAAGAUAAAUAUAUUCAAAAACUUGUUAAACCGGUGAAUGAAGAAGGCCAAAGGAAAACAUUGAAGCAUUUAUUGAACGAAGUAUUUCCAGAUCAAGAAAAUGUUGAAGUGCGUACUCAUGGAAUUAUACCACCACCAGAGACACCAUUGCAAUGGAUGUCAGAACAUUUAAGCUAUCCUGAUAAUUUUCUUCAUUUAGUUGUGACUUCCUCAUAACCUACAUUGAGGGGAUGUGAUAAACUUUAAUUUUAGUGUUAUUAUUUAAUGUUGCUAGUGAUUAUUUAUGAGAGAUUCUUGUAUCAUGGAUCAUCUGUAUACAAAUUAUAUUUUAUUUUUUAUUUAUUUUCCAAUGAUGUCAGAUGGCACAUUUUGUUUCUUAUUAUAAGUAAUACAAGUGUACCGCUUUGGUUUUGUACAUGUCUGUAUAAGAAAAGCAAGGAAAAAAUAUUUAUGGAAAUUAGCCGCUAAUAAUAAAAUAGAUUUUAAUAUGGAUCAACUGCUCCUGUCGAUUAAAUCGAUCGUGUUUCGAGUAUAAAAAUGUCCGUGCAUUAUGUAAUACGUAAAAUUGUUUGUAAAUAAUUUAAAAAAUGUUUGACAUUGAAAUUUGAAAAACUGAAUAUAUAUUAAUUUAUUAUGUACGUAUAAAGGAAGUGUCAUAUAAUAUUUACGAAUAUAUUUAUUGAAUUAUUUUUAACAUGAUUUAAGCUAUAGUACAAUUCUCAUGAGGCUUACGAUACAUUCUCAAUAUCCGCAACGGCAAGGGAUCAUUUACGUCCGAAACUUCGAGAGGUCUACGUAUUAUUACCGGUUGAUUUCCAUAAUUGCUAUACUCCAUAGUCCUACGACUUGGUCCAAAACUCAAAUAGUUCACCUCUUUCUUGUUCUGUUGUUCCUGUAAUAAAAAGUAAAGGUAAGCAGCUAGAAUUCGUUUAUUUAGUAUCGAAAUAAUGUAAGAUACGAAAUGACUCAUCACGCCAAGCUUAUGAAUUACUUUAAAUAUAACUAAUGCCGUAUCCUGA